AUGGAUGUGGAUGAUUCCAGCGACCAAAACGAGAGUGUCGCUAUGGACUGGUCAAGAGUCAUCGAUAUUGACAAUUCUCAAAGUUCAAAAUCACGUCGAUCUAGCUCAAACAUGGAGAGAACAAGCCAGGUAUGGCCAUUGCCUUCGGGUUCCGAGCAAGGAAGCCUGCACGAUGGAGUGGCACCGAGUGUUAGUAGUUCAGGUGCUUGUGAAAUUUUUGCUCGUGGACAACAGAUACCUUCUUCUUCUCCAAGUCUUGCAUUUCAGCAACCACUGCCUGCAGACAUAUCCAAUAAACGUGGCAGAGCUCGUACACGCAGUCAAAGCACGAAUGAUAAAUGGCCCAAAAUUGGCGCGUCCAUGGGCAACCUUGACUCGAAUUUGGAGUCACACGGUGAACAAUCCUUGGUUCCAGACGGUUCUAUGUUCUCUGAGGAACUCGAUUACCAUCCAAUGUUGCGCAGCGAUGUUCAAGGUCCAUCUUCUGCAGAGCCCAGCUCACGGCGCUUGGAAUUACGGCGCUCCAAUCGAAUUCAGUCACAAAGUGGUCAAAGUCGAUUGGCCUCAAAUGUUGCCCCAAUACCGGUGAAGUUACAACAAAAACCAAGUGAAAGCCGGAAGCAAAGCAAUACCAACACGACGAUUCGCACUUUGGCCGCAAGCUCGAAGAAGGCUAAAGUUAAAAAAACAGCCUCAUCAUCUGCGCCACAACCGCAAACUCCAAAAGAAACUGCAGCUGAGCCAGCUGACAUCGACAAAACGAUGACGCAGGCCUUCACUAGAAGAGGACUUUUCAAGGCUGUUUUGAAAGGUUGCCCUACCUACCUACGACGAGUUGAUGAAAAGAUCAGAGGAGAGGUAAUAAAAGCCCUGACGGCGACUCCAACCACAAAAUGGUCUGCGGAGACCAACCUCGACCGUGAUGCAUAUGAAAGCUGGCUUAGCUAUCUGAAUACACGGCUAAACCAGCGUUAUGGAACGUUCUCUGAUGGCUGUAGCUUUUCAAUGGGCAGUCCCUCUCUGCCGACAAAAGUCGAAAUCACAAAAUUACUCAAGGUAUUCGGGAAGAAUUACACCUCAUACCAGCAUGUUAAAGGUCGGGGUAAUAGUGCAAUCGAAUACUGGAUUCAAGGCGAGCAUCAUUAUGGCUACAUUCAAUAUGCAUUUCGGACCAAGCUAGUCCCCACGAUUUUUUUGGUAGUCAACCAGUUCACCAAACUCAACACGAGGGAUUCAAUCCAUGAUUGCUUCGUGUCUCACCCCCGCCUACAGGCUGCUAGGGUAUACUCAAAAAUAGAGCGCUCGGUGAUUGUUGACCUUCACGAUCUUAUGGGUCACAUAAUUGUGCUGUCCCAUCCUCCAGGUCACCUCGGCAUUGCCCAGGAGACCCUGGGUAUUGUAGGCCUUCGGAACGUGAGCUCAAUCACUACAGACACAAGUUUAGAAUGA
Molecule: messenger RNA, 1449 nt
Organism: Melampsora larici-populina 98AG31
Lineage: Eukaryota; Fungi; Basidiomycota; Pucciniomycetes; Pucciniales; Melampsoraceae
Exons: 3
Coding region: 1-1449 (482 amino acids)
Source: RefSeq, a predicted model, not a curated record